AUGAAGUUCAGGGUUUUGUUUACUCUCUUUCUCCUCACAUUUGCAAAUGGAACGUGUUAAAGAGAGGAUUUUAUUCACCAAAUUCCUUUGCUAGUUGCUGAAUUUGGAAGCAGUGUGAUUAUACCCUGCUCUCACUCAGAUAUAAAUUCUAUUUCACGGUAUAAACAUUCUAUUGGCAAGAAACCAGUUCUUACAGCAUAUUCAGAACAUGAUUCAGGAAGCGUUACAUAUAGAAAUGGCUUUGACAAGACAAAUCGAUACUUUAUCAGAAUUGGAAGUGGCUCUUUUAAUUUGAGCAUCAUUCACUUGGCAGAAUAUGAUUUUGAAAACUACUAUUGUGCUGUGAGUUUCUUGAACGUUAUUAGAUUUGGAGAAGGGACGAUCAGAGAAUGGCUCUUCUACCCAGAGCUGUGUCUACAGUCUCCCUCAGACUGA
Messenger RNA from Ctenopharyngodon idella (grass carp), 435 nucleotides. It is a transcript of the gene nitr3d, whose product is annotated as novel immune-type receptor 3d. The record is from RefSeq and is a predicted model, not a curated record. The transcript is spliced from 2 exons. Lineage: Eukaryota; Metazoa; Chordata; Actinopteri; Cypriniformes; Xenocyprididae.